This is a messenger RNA of Protobothrops mucrosquamatus (brown spotted pit viper), 1114 nucleotides long. RefSeq names its product DnaJ heat shock protein family (Hsp40) member C18 (gene DNAJC18). NCBI's taxonomy places the organism in Eukaryota, Metazoa, Chordata, Lepidosauria, Squamata, Viperidae. Bases 19 to 1110 code for a protein of 363 amino acids. Gene Ontology annotation, biological process: cellular response to misfolded protein. The transcript is spliced from 8 exons. The record is from RefSeq and is a predicted model, not a curated record. Gene Ontology annotation, cellular component: endoplasmic reticulum membrane. Gene Ontology annotation, molecular function: Hsp70 protein binding.
UUACUAGCCAGAUGGAAAAUGGCAGGACUGAGCCCCGGGGAUCGCUGGGCCGAAGCAUUAAUUGAUGAGCUGAGAAGAAAUCCAUGUCCAUCGGAGGAACUAAGAAACAAUUUUGAUUGCUGUGGCUGUAGUGACUGUAUGAGAAUGAAAAAGGAACGUAUGUGUGACAAUGGAAGAAGCCAGUCAACAUUUGGGGAAGGCAGUAUGACCUACACCAAGGAACAGUUACUUGGAGUUCAAAGAAUAAAGGAGAGUAAGAAUUACUAUGAAAUUCUAGGCGUAGGAAGAGAUGCAAAAGAUGAAGAACUAAAGAAAGCUUACCGAAAACUUGCCCUUAAAUUUCAUCCUGACAAGAAUUGUGCUCCAGGAGCAACGGAUGCAUUCAAAGCAAUCGGCACAGCUUUUGCAGUUUUGAGCAACCCUGAAAAGAGAUCACAAUAUGAUCAGUUUGGAGAUAAGGAAGAUACUUUUUAUACUAAUGUGCCCAACCACUAUAACUAUUACAGAGAAUUUGAAGCGGAUAUAACACCGGAAGAAAUAUUUAAUAUGUUUUUCGGAGGGAAUUUCCCAACAGGAAAUAUACAUAUGUUUUCCAAUUCUUCAAUGGACCCUCCAUGUUAUCCACAGCGGAACAGACAUGAGAGGACAUGGACCCAGGAUGAAGAGGAGGAAGAAAUUAGACCACAGAAUACAUACUCAGCAUUUAUCCAGUUACUACCAGUCUUUAUUAUAAUAGCUGUAUCAAUAGUAACUCAGCUGAUGGCUAGUAAUCCACCCUACAGCCUCUUCUUUAAAUCGUCUCUAGGGCACACUGUUAUUAGAGAAACACAAAAUCUGCAGGUGCCUUAUUAUGUGGAUAAAAACUUUGAAAAUAAUUAUCAUGGAGAAGAACUUGAAGAACUUGAAAAACAUAUUGAGAAAGAUUAUAUUGAUUAUGUCCAAACUAGUUGUAGGAAAGAAAAACAACAAAAAUCAGAGUUAUCUAAUUUGGCCAAGCUAUACCGAGAUGAGCGACUGAAGCAGAAAGCCGAAUCCAUAAAACUUGAGAACUGUGAAAAGCUCUCCAACCUUAUAGGGAUUCAAAGGAGUCGCCAGUUGGCAGAGGCAUGAGAGA